AUGGCUCUUACCACCUUCGAGCCAGAGAUCCUCAUGCAUCACCUCGCUGCAAGUUCUGGAGUAUUUCUGCAUCUCGCCGAGAUCGACAUCUUCUUCUACAAGAUCGACUUUCCUUGCUGGCGCAAACCGCGCCUCGCUGAUCAGUGGAUGAGAAUUCCUGUGAAGAAAUCCACUGGCUUGGAGUCCAACAUCAAGCUCAAGAUGGUCAUUCGACGUUGCAAUGGACAUCAUGGCCAAGCACAUGCUGCACUUCAGGGACAACACAAUGGAGUGAACCGCACGGCCAUGGCUGCGGUAUAUCCUUCUGGAUUCUGUCGCGCAUUGCUCCAAGACUUCCUGAAGCACAUCCAGCCCAAAGGACUCCUUCGCUCAAGACAUCGCGAUGCCUGGCAGACCCUGCGCACCUACUACAAGUGUGAACGCUGCGAGCUUGGUCGUGCUGUUGUCUACCUCAAGCAUCUGCCCUGCACCCUCAUCGAGCAGAGCAUGGUUUUCUUCGAAGAGGCUGACGGCACGGGCUACCAGUAUUGGAUUGAUGAUCCAAUUUUGCUCUCCAUCAUCCGCACCUGUCUGAAGAAGGUGAUGUACAUCCAUGGCGUGCAUAUCGCACUACAUCCAUUCGUCAAGCCUUUUCCAGAACCGCCAGAACCCAAGCUCUCGGCAGCAGCAGCUCCUCUGCGGCUGAUCUUCAGAGGCGAGUUCAAGAACUGGACCAUGCACGAUCUCGAAGACCUCCGAGAACUGUCACCUGCCCAACAACGAGCGCCUGUGGAAGAGGAGAACUGGAUGAUCACCAUGUUUGGUGCCCCUGAAGCACCACAGACUGGCAAGGCACCCAAGACUCCAAAGACAGCAACAAAGACUUCAGCACCGUCUACUCCAGUGCCAAUGACACCGGCACCAGCUACUCCUGGAGUUGGCGCUGCCCCUCGCACACCGGCACUUCACGCAGUACAAGAUCCACCUCAUGCAUCACAAGACCCUGAACAGGCUGGAGGAGAGUCUGUUCAUGAGAGAAAGGAUGAACAAUCUCUACCAGAUGCUCCAUAUGAGGACAUCAGCAUGGAGUUGCCUCACGCCAGAACGCUGAAGCCUUUGUACUCGAUGAAGCGUGUUCUUCAACGUCUUCCUGAUGCA
Messenger RNA from Durusdinium trenchii, 1137 nucleotides. NCBI's taxonomy places the organism in Eukaryota, Dinophyceae, Suessiales, Symbiodiniaceae. The record is from the annotation of a GenBank genome assembly.